Thalassophryne amazonica is the source of this 3456-nucleotide messenger RNA. RefSeq names its product ST8 alpha-N-acetyl-neuraminide alpha-2,8-sialyltransferase 6 (gene st8sia6). Gene Ontology annotation, molecular function: alpha-N-acetylneuraminate alpha-2,8-sialyltransferase activity. The transcript is spliced from 7 exons. Lineage: Eukaryota; Metazoa; Chordata; Actinopteri; Batrachoidiformes; Batrachoididae. The coding region runs from base 527 to 1612 and encodes 361 amino acids. Gene Ontology annotation, biological process: N-glycan processing; oligosaccharide metabolic process. The record is from RefSeq and is a predicted model, not a curated record.
ACAGAGAAAGCAGUGGCUCUGGGAAAGGGGUGGAGAUCAGGAGUGCCUGCUGUUGCUUUGGGCCAAAGGAGAAAGGAGUUGUCAAGAAAAAGACAAAGAUGAUGGGAGAGCCAACGACGCACCGCAAGGAUCCAAAGUAGGACUCUGUGGAACAAAAGAGAGACAUGAGUUGGACACAAGUGGGAAAAGGUGAGGUGCACAGAGGACAGUGGACUAAUGUGUACAUGAGGCAGAAAUACAAGACAGCCCAAUAACUGAGGAGGCGUGCUGCUACGUGCCCACAGGGAGAGAGAGCGUGUGAGACCAGACUGAGACAGGAAGAGAGACAAGGCGGCCGGGGGGGGGAGGGAAACAAAACAUCAGAAAGCAGAGAGACUAAAGAGUGACAUUCUGGAAGAGCUGAGAAGGAGCUUCAGUCACAAACUGAAGAGGGCCUCGGAAACUUACAAAGAUACGAAGUGGACAUUAAACAGGAGAGAGAUAAGGCAGAGGGGGUUAACGGAGGAAGUUAGCCGGAGGAGGAGGUAUGAGGAGAACGGUCUUGAAGUCACUCUUGUCUUUGAUGAUCACUGUCAUCUUCGUUGUGACUUUUUUGACCACUCUCAUCUGGUACAUAUUCAACGAUAGUAACGUGGGACCUCACAGGCUGCACACUCAAAGGAAAAAUGACCCCAAGCCCUCUGACACAAGCAAAGCCUGCAGGGAAGACAUUAAGAAGGCAGUGGAGCGCUACUCUCAGCCCUGGAAGAAGGAGGAGAACAAUUUACAAAAAUUCAGAUCUCAGCUGAGCAGUCGGUGCCAUGGACUCAGUAAGGCCAUCAUCACUCAGGCCAACACGCCAGUUGGGACAAAGAUUGUGUAUGAUGGGGAAAGGAGGAAGGCCAUCCAGGUGACGCCUGAGAUCUUCAGCACAUUUGCCAAGGUGCAUCCUUUCUUAAAUAAAACAUGGGACACAUGUGCAGUUGUUGGGAACGGGGGAAUCCUGGUGAACAGCAGCUGUGGAGACACCAUCGAUUCAGCACAGUUUGUUAUCAGGUGUAAUCUACCUCCUUUGAAAAAUGGCUAUAAGAAACAUGUAGGCAGCAAGACUGACCUUGUGACAGCAAACCCGAGCAUUUUCUUGGAGAGGUACGGGGGUCUGCUGGGACGCCGUCGUACAUUUGUGGAGAACCUUCAUACCUAUGGUGAUGCCUUGCUCCUACUCCCUGCCUUCUCCUUUGGCCACAACACACCCGUCUCCCUACGGGUCCUGUACACCAUUGAGGACUUUGGAAGCCCCACUCAGGCUUUCUUCUUCAACCCUCAGUACCUCCAGAGUCUGGCCCACUUCUGGCGCUCCCAAGGCCUCAGGACAGUGCGGCUAAGCACCGGUAUAAUUAUGGCGAGCCUGGCACUAGAACUCUGUACAAAUGUGCACCUGUAUGGUUUCUGGCCCUUUCCUCUUCACCCUCAUGAUCUCCGGCCCAUUACUAACCACUACUAUGACAACAGACCAACUAACAAGAAGUUCCACACCAUGCCUGCUGAGUUUAACCACUUGUUGCAACUUCACACUGAGGGCGUACUGAGGAUUCACCUUGAAGAUUGUCAGUCCAAUCAAAUGCAAACUUGAGGACCUGUGACCAGGAGCCCAUUCUCUGUAUGUGGAUGACCACGGUAGCUGGAUUAAUUUGUUGAUGAUUUAGUGCGAUCAUAACAUGCCCCUUUAUUCCAGCCUACUCUGGAGACUCUGAGCUGAUGUCUCAGCUACCUCACAACCUUCUAAAUUAUUUUUUUCAAAACAUCCCAACUGGUACCAUGGCUUUGCAGACUUCUGGAUGUCUUGGACAGACACAGAAUUCUGAUAUGGUCUGGUCCACUUUUAGAAUUUUGUAAAUUUGUAUAAUGUGCAGAACCGAUACACCCUAGUUAGGCUUCACUAGUGUGCACAGUUGUGUCCGAUGAGUGAGUCUAGCUUGUCUAAUCAAAACCUCACCUGGGCUCACUGAACUGGAAAUAAAGUGGAUGACCAGUAUCAGGAGAUCCUGGAUCAGCUAGCUGAUCUUGGAUCUUUUAAGCGACAUAUAGUGAAUGUGCUCCAGGUCACUGAUUUAAUCAGUGCCUUUUCUGUAGCUUCUGGAUGAAGCCUUUGUCAUAUUUUGGAAUGGAUGAAAGGCUUCAGUGUGUGCCAUGAAUGCUGUUGAUACUUGACUCAAAUCAUCAGCAAAUGAGACAUUUGCACUGAACUCAACUUUGAACAAUCAAGACUGUAUAAACGUGUAUUUAAACUUGUAUUUAUUGCAAAAUCCAGCACCAGUCUGGUUGGAGAAUUUUACUCACAUUUUGUGAGGCAUUGUUGCCUUCUGUUAAACAUACGAGUAAUCGUUAAAUAGUUCACUGUGGUUGUUUUUAGAGCCAAAUACAUUUUUGAAUGUAGUCUUAAAGGGGUCAUAUUGUUUCAAUCUACCUGUUCACAUGGAACAUAGUUGCUAAUUCUUGUUCAACUUUGCCAAAUUCCAACAAUUUUGUGUCAGUAAAAGUAGAAAAUCAAUUGUGGCAUGAGGAAAAACAAUGUUUCAUGUUGGUUCUUGUAAGAUAGUUAUAGUUUAAGCUUCUUAAAACUUGCUAACGUUAUGCCAAUAAGUAAUUGUAAUGUCAAACUCAAUUUAAGUUGUAGGACCAUAAGUGAAUGGUUAUUAAGAAGCAUCAUCUUCAAAGCAUUUGUGCUACAUUUGGUACCCGUUAGUGACAUUUGGUUUAAUUUUUUUUUUGUGUGUGUCUGUGUGUGUAUUCCCGCUGCUGUAAUCACACACCAGUGCCUUGAUUUCUGUUUCAGAAUUUUCAUUUUUCUAUUUUUCCUCUCGGUGACUGUGAUAACUACACAUUUUGGGCUUCAUGAGGUGUUUUGUAUUGACCAUUUGAGGAUGGAAGAGAUAUGAGGCAGCUCCAUCUGCGUGCAAUUCAAAUUUAGAUAUAAGAUCAAUUUUAUUUAUGCCAAAGAAAAUUAUUUUGUCAGAGAACAGAAACAGUGUUUUGGGUUUUUUACACAAUAAGUACAAAUUUAUAUGACAUGACUGGAAUGCAUUUGCACAAGAUGCUCGAUAAUAUUGCACAUACGUAACGCUGAAUAAAGGAAUAACUCUGAAUAACUAACUGUUAUGUAUUCAUCCUGCAGAAAGGGAAGGAGUUAUAGAGUCUGAUUGCCAGUGGUAGGAAAGACCUCCUGUGGUGUUCUGUGGUGCACCUCAGGGGUCUCAGUCUAUGGCUGAAGGUGCUCUGACAGGAUGUCAGUGUGGCAUACAGGGGGUGGAGGUGUUGUCCAGGAUGCUGAGCAGUUUCCUGAGCAUCCUCGUCUCUAUCACCCCUCCACCACAGACUCCAGCUCAAGCCCCAGGACAGAGCCAGCUCUCCUGAUGAGCUUGUUGAGUUUAUGUCAGCUGCCUUCAGCCUGCUGCCCCAGCACACUACAGAGUAGAA